AUGGCUGUUCAACAUGAACAGGAGGGUGCUGAGUGCAUGACCCUGGGGGCCUCCAGUGUGGCCCUAGAGGGGAGGAGCCAAAACCACUUUGUGGAUAAACACAGAGUGGAGCUGAUCCAGAGAGUGAGCAACAUCGAGCAGAUUCUGGAUGAGCUCCAAUACAAGGAAGUUAUCGACCAAGAACAAUAUGACAAAUUUAGAGCUCUGCCUACCUCUCAGGGCAGGAUGAGGGAGCUCUACAGUGGUCCCCUGAAAGCCAGAAAGCAUUUUGUGGACAAACACAGAGUCCAGCUGAUCCAGAGAGUGAGCAACAUCGCACCCAUUUUGGAUGAGCUCCAAUACAAGGAAGUUAUCGACCAAGAACAAUAUGACAAAAUUAGAGCUCUGCCUACCUCUCAGGACAGGAUGAGGGAGCUCUACAGUGGUCCCCUGAAAGCCAGUGCAGCCUGCAAAGACAUCUUCUAUGAAAGCCUUUUGGCAAAUGAGAAAUUUCUCGUUGAAGACCUUUCAAAGAAGUAA
Molecule: messenger RNA, 519 nt
Organism: Maylandia zebra (zebra mbuna)
Lineage: Eukaryota; Metazoa; Chordata; Actinopteri; Cichliformes; Cichlidae
Source: RefSeq, a predicted model, not a curated record